Molecule: messenger RNA, 1476 nt
Organism: Cuscuta campestris
Lineage: Eukaryota; Viridiplantae; Streptophyta; Magnoliopsida; Solanales; Convolvulaceae
Source: the annotation of a GenBank genome assembly
GCCAUCAUCAUACCACACUCCACUGCCGCUCGCCAUCUCUGUGCGGUUUCUUGCUCCGGGUCGGAGGAGAAGUAAACGACGUCGUAGAGAGAGGGGCAAUCAAGCCAGGAAACCAUCAAAUCGGAAUCGCCCAAAUUCUAGGGCUAAAUCUCCCUCCCUUCUUCUCCAUAGACCCCGCCCGCUACAGAAGAGACGACGUCGUAUUGCUCAGAGGAUGGAUCCUGUGCCGUCGAGCUCCGCUCACGGGAACCUCGAUGAACAGAUUGCUCAGCUCAUGCAGUGCAAACCCUUGUCAGAGCAAGAGGUGAGAAUGCUGUGCGAGAAAGCUAGGGAAGUUCUUAUGGGAGAGAGCAAUGUACAGCCUGUGAAAAGCCCAGUAACCAUAUGUGGUGAUAUUCAUGGGCAGUUUCAUGAUCUUGCCGAACUUUUUCGAAUUGGUGGAAAGUGCCCAGAUACAAAUUAUUUAUUCAUGGGAGAUUAUGUAGACCGUGGUUAUUAUUCUGUCGAAACAGUGACGCUUUUGGUGGCCCUCAAGGUUCGCUAUCCACAACGAAUUACAAUCCUUAGGGGAAAUCACGAGAGUAGACAGAUCACUCAAGUUUAUGGAUUUUAUGACGAAUGCUUGAGGAAAUAUGGUAAUGCUAAUGUGUGGAAGAUUUUCACAGAUCUGUUUGACUAUUUUCCACUAACGGCCUUGGUUGAGUCAGAAAUAUUUUGUCUCCAUGGUGGUUUGUCCCCAUCUAUCGAAACUCUUGAUAGUAUUCGCAGUUUUGACCGUGUACAAGAAGUUCCACAUGAAGGGCCUAUGUGUGAUCUUUUAUGGUCUGAUCCCGAUGAUCGGUCUGGUUGGGGUAUUUCACCUAGAGGUGCUGGUUAUACCUUUGGCCAGGACAUAUCGGAGCAAUUCAACUACAAUAACAACUUGAAGCUUAUUGCAAGAGCACAUCAACUGGUCAUGGAGGGAUUCAAUUGGGCACAUGAAAAAAAGGUUGUAACUAUAUUCAGCGCACCUAAUUAUUGUUAUCGGUGUGGGAAUAUGGCAUCCAUACUAGAAGUCGAUGACUGCAAUGCCCAUACAUUCAUUCAGUUUGAGCCGGCUCCAAGGAGAGGGGAGCCCGACGUGACCAGAAGAACACCAGAAUACUUCCUUUGAACCAAAUAAUGGUCAUGUGUUACCCUCACUGCUGAUGGGUCUCAUAAAAAGAUGGUAGAGAAAGGAGAGGUGAUUUUUUUUUGUUUUUGUUUGAGUUGGACUUAACUACUGAUAACACCCCGACCGACACACUCCAGACAGCAUAUUUGUGCAAUGGUAAGUUUUGUGUAAUUUGUUUUGGUUUUGUUAUUUUUUUUUGGGUUCAUUUCAUCUCACAGAACAUUAUUUGAACUCUACUCUGAUUUUCGUUUGUCCAUCAUAAUGGCAUCAUUAAUCCUUCUAUAGUUUUUGGUCACCCAGAACAAAAAAUGUUUAACAUUACU